CCUCUUCCUUUCCCCCUUUUCAUUUCCCGCAAAACUUCCAACCACAGAACCACUCAUCUCUCUCUCUCCUGCUCUUCUGGCCUAAAAGGCAAAAACUGCUGAUCUUCAUUUUAAAUUUUACCAAACAUCAAAAUUCUUGCAAAAAAAUCAAAAUCACAAUCAAAAUUCAAACCCUAAUUUUGAAUUUUAGCUCAAUCUAAAGGCGGAAAAGGUGAUCAAUAAUCAAAUGAUCACAUGCCACCCCUCAAAUUCAACAUUACCGACGAAUUCUUCAAUGUUAGGGCACAGAACUUCCACCACCACCUUGCAAUUUUUUCAUAGUUUUCGCUGGAAUUCCCGCCAUUUUCGCUCUUCCUACCCUCCCAAAUUUACCCCUAAUUUUGUGAUUACCUCUUCGCUGGGCCCACUUUUCGCCUCGGCGGCAGUCGUCGGUUCGUCAACUCAUGCCGCUGUAGCUUCCACCAUUACUCAGGUCGCUGUUACCGCCGUCGCCAUCGCUUCCGGAGCUUGCCUUUCUACUAAAGUGGACUUUUUGUGGCCUAAGUCCCAUGACCAGCCUAGCCCUCUGGUACUAGAAGGAGUUGAUGUAACUGGCUAUCCCAUAUUUAACAAUUCCAAGGUGCAAAAGGCUAUAUCUUUUGCUAGUAAAGCACAUCAUGGGCAGCUACGCAAAAGUGGAGAACCAUACUUGGCACAUUGUCUUCAUACUGGAAGAACCUUGGCUAUCUUAGUUCCAUCAAGUGGACAAAGGGCUGUUAAUACAGUCGUGGCUGGGAUUCUUCACGAUGUCAUUGAUGAUACCAGUGAAACUCGAGUCAGUAUCAGAGAAAAUUUCGGCAAUGAUGUAGCUCAGCUUGUAGCUGGUGUUUCCCGGUUAAGUUAUAUUAAUCAGUUGUUGAGAAGACAUCGCAGAAUAAAUGCAAACCAGAGCAAUCUUAGUCAUGAAGAGGCAAAUAAUUUGCGACUGAUGCUCUUGGGCAUGGUUGAUGAUCCACGUGUGGUACUCAUAAAGCUUGCUGACCGCCUUCAUAACAUGAGGACCAUUUAUGCUUUGCCACUUUCCAAGGCUCGAGCUGUUGCUGAAGAAACUUUGGUUGUUUGGUGCUCCCUUGCUUCGAGAUUGGGCCUUUGGGCUUUGAAGGCUGAACUGGAAGAUCUUUGCUUUGCCGUUUUGCAGCCUCAGAUGUUUCGUCAAAUGAGAGCUGAGCUAGCAUCCAUGUGGAGCCCUUGCAGAAGGACAAGGAACGUUCGAAGAGUGUCCGCUAAAAGAAGUUUGCUUUCUGCAACAGAUGCAACUGCAUCAAGUAGCUUUAACUGUUCUUUGGCUACCGAGGAAGAUGAUACAGAAAUGAAGGAUCUUCUUGAAGCAGUCUUACCUUUUGAACUCUUGCUAGACCGAGGAAAACGAAUGAACUUCCUUAGUAAUUUUACUAGCUACUCCAAGAUUUCAACAAAACCAAAGGUUGUGCGGGAUGCUGGAAUUGCUCUGGCGUCUUUAGCAAUGUGCGAGGAGGCACUUGAACGUGAACUUUUGAUAUCAACCUCUUACGUACCAGGAAUGGAAGUUACUAUAUCCAGCCGUUUGAAAAGCUUGUACAGCAUGUAUAGCAAGAUGAAAAGAAAAGAUAUUGACAUCAACGAGGUCUAUGACGCUCGUGCAUUGCGGGUAAUUAUUGGAGAUAACAAUGGAGCUCUCCACGGGCCUGCUGUCAUUUGUUGCUACAAUGUUCUCGACAUAAUACACAGGCUCUGGUCACCUAUUGGUGGUGAAUUUGAUGACUAUAUUGUUAACCCAAAGCCUAGUGGCUAUCAGUCUUUGCAUACUGCUGUACAAGGACCUGAUAAUUCACCUUUGGAAGUGCAAAUAAGAACCCAGAGGAUGCAUGAGUACGCAGAACAUGGACUUGCUGCACAUUGGCUCUACAAAGAGACCAAUAACAAAUUACUUUCUGGUAUAAGCUCGGGUGGUACACAUGGAAAAGAAUUCUCCAAUUUUUCGCAAGGCUUGGAGGAGCAAAGUCCGGUAGGAGAUGUGUACAGUUCCUUGAAAGAAGGACAUCCAGCACUUAGAGUGGAACGAAGUAACUUGCUUGCUGCCGUUAUCAUCAGCGUUGAUAAUGAUGGAAGAGAAUUACUUGUUGCUGUCAGCUUUGGAUUAGCAGCAUCUGAAGCAGUUGCUGACAGAAGAACAUCUUUCCAAAUAAAGAGAUGGGAAGCAUAUGCUAGGUUAUACAAAAGGGUCUUGGAUGAGAGAUGGUUUAAACCAGGGCAUGGAGAUUGGUGUACAUGUCUUGAGAAAUACUCGCUUUGCCGAGAUGGACUUUAUCAUAAGCAAGAUCAAUAUGAUCGUGUGCUGCCAACAUUUAUUCAGGUUAUUGACCUGACAGUGGAAGAGGAAUCUAACUAUUGGGCUGUCAUGUCUGCUGUUUUUGAUGGGAAAGAUGUUGAUUCAAUUACAUCUCGAUUGGGAAGCUGUAAAACGCCCAUUUCUGCUGCUUUUUCUUCUUCUAACGAAGCUAAUAUCAAUAACAAGGUUCAUCUACUUAGGACAAUGCUCCAAUGGGAGGAGCAGAUAUUUUCCGAAGUAGGUGUGAAACAAGGAUCCAAGUCUAGUAAAUCAUAUGAUGAUUCCAUAAUCCUUGGAGAAGUUGCAGUUGUUUCAUGGCCAGAUGGUGAUAUCGUAAGAUUAAGAGCAGGCAGUACUGCUGCAGAUGCUGCAAGAAGAAUAGGGCUCGACGGCAAGUUUGUUUUGGUAAAUGGUCAACCAGUACAACCCAAUAUUGAACUCAGAGAUGGUGAUGUGGUUGAAGUAAGACUGUAAAUUCCUCAUGUACAUAGGAUUGUUAUAGCUUCAAGGUAAAAAAAAUGUGCAGGAAAACAGUGUAAUUCUGUUGUAUUGUCAAGGUGUACAUAGUUUCUGUAUAUUUUGGAUCGA
Molecule: messenger RNA, 2935 nt
Organism: Spinacia oleracea (spinach)
Lineage: Eukaryota; Viridiplantae; Streptophyta; Magnoliopsida; Caryophyllales; Amaranthaceae
Exons: 18
Coding region: 227-2821 (864 amino acids)
Biological process (GO): guanosine tetraphosphate metabolic process
Cellular component (GO): chloroplast
Source: RefSeq, a predicted model, not a curated record